Molecule: messenger RNA, 4466 nt
Organism: Mercenaria mercenaria
Lineage: Eukaryota; Metazoa; Mollusca; Bivalvia; Venerida; Veneridae
Product: E3 ubiquitin-protein ligase TRIM33-like
Exons: 3
Coding region: 685-1551 (288 amino acids)
Molecular function (GO): zinc ion binding
Source: RefSeq, a predicted model, not a curated record
AAACUCCAAAAAUUAGUUUAAUUAAUUCAAUCGUAUUGUGUGUGAAAAAUACAAUGUAUUUAAAUUAAAAUAACAAUGAUUUUUUUUUUUAAAAAAGGCCGACAACGAAGUUACAUUUAGUAUUCCGAACUUUUAGAUAAAACUGCAGACAAUCAUCUAGGUUUAACACACAUUUAAAUGGUGAAGAACAAAGCAAUAUCAAAAACAAAUAUUUUCAGGCAACAGUUUACAGUUUCGACUUGCUAUUUUCAUUAAAAUAUGUCCUAAUUUUAUUGUUUUAAAUACUCUGAAUAAACGAGGCAAAUACCAUGUAAAAAACGACAUCUUUCUCUCUGGGUAAGACAAGCCUAGAUUUAGCCAUUUUCACAGGGCGAAAUGUAACAUUAAUGUAGAUAUUUUCCAUUUAAAAACAGAUGCAGGCAAUAAUUUCAUGACAGAACUUUUGUUUUCAACAAAAAAUUCAACAAAUACUUUCCCAGAUUUUCACUGAAAGGACGAGUUAAACUGUAAGGCGUAAGUGUGUGAGUAAUAGCAGAAUAACCUACGGCAUACGCUUCGAUUGGACGACAGCAUAAGAUAAGAUAAAUGCCGCAUUCCAGUCCCCGUAUCAGUUGUUCCAGGUCAAAGUAAGUUGAAAAUCUCUAUUGCGGUAAACACCGAGGAUAGCGGAUAAGUCAUUACCAUAUGGUUAUAUUGCAAAAAAAAAAUAUAGACAAACAUAGUGGAUAUAGUACCUUACUGAUAUUAUUAGGCUCGUUUCUAAGAAUGGCAACUUGCAGAAAUUAUGAGAAUACUGUUGUUGGCUCUGCAGAUGACGAUCAUGAAAACCAACAAAAUGCUUCAGCGGAAGCUGACAUAAGUAUCAGAAUAAAAUAUACGUGCAACCCCUGCAAAGAAAGUAAUAUUGUUCGAGAAGCUCUGCACUACUGUCCCGAAUGUCAGGAAUUCUACUGCCAUGAUUGUGUGAGAAUUCAUAGACGAAUGGCAAAACUGAAGGAUCAUGUUGUUUAUGGAAAAUCUGAUGAAGAUAAAUGGGGACAAAAGGCAACAGCUGCGCAGCUAAAUGAGAAAUGUACAAAACAUCCUUCGGAAAUAAUCAGCAUACACUGUGGGGAAUGCAAUGAACUGUGUUGUCAUGUCUGUAUUUCUUUAAAGCAUAGUGACUGCCGUACAAAAGAAUACAUUCCCACUGCCGCGAAAGGAAUAGCUGAAAGCACAAAGUUAGAAAAUAUUAAAAGUGAACUUGAGUAUGCCUGCGACGAUGCUGGUGAAUUCAAAAGAGAAUAUGAGAAAUCCAUACACGAGCUCUACACGAAACAGGCAACCUUCCUACAAGACAUUGCUGACAUGAGGAAACAAGUUAAUGAUGUAUUUGAUGAAAUGGCAGAAAGGGCCACUCUAGGGUUGACUUACUUUGGAAACACUCUGCGUGUUAACAUAGGGGAAAAAUUGAUAUAUGUAAUGCUGUUAAGCAAGAAAUGGAUCCACUUGUUGAAAAACUCGAAAACACUGGUAAUAAAGAUGAAUGUCAGGUAUUCAUGGACGUGGUAAAAGCUGAAAACUGUGUAAAAAGGGCUGACGAGGAGAUGGAGAAGUUAUUUAGUAGAUAUAGUGACACUAAAGGUAUGGCUGGCUUAAAGUUUGAUUCUAAAACCAAUUUUCACCAUCUGCUUCAAGAAAUCAAGUCUUUUGGUCAAGUAAGUUGUAGCUAUAUAAUUGAAUCGGAAUCUCCUUUGUAUACCUUCAUUGAGGGGAUAUGUCAGCUAAACGAUGGCACAUUUAUAUUAGCUGACUCUGCCAGAUUCUGUUUAACCUGGCUUUCUUCAACCUACACGGUCAAAGGGGAGGCAGCUUUAGACGAGCCACCUUCAGCAGUGUGUAAAACAGAAGCCAAACAUGUUGCUGUUAGUUUGACCAAAAACUUGAAAGUAUUCUUGAUAGACAAAGAAAUGUCACCAGUUCAGUACAUGGAUUUACGAUUUAAACACCGAUGCUGCGGCCUGGCAUACAAAGACAAGAAGUAUUUUAUUUCUGACCAUAAUUCUACAGUGUAUGUAUAUGACACCAAUGGUAUCUGCCAAAGCAAAAUUAAAACAAACAGAAGUUGCAACAUAUUUCAGUCAGUCAGAAAUAUUGCUAUCGGAGAUAGAGCAAGUAAGAUUUAUGUGACUGAUAUCAACAAGGGCUUGAUUACACUAGACCUAAAUGGUAACGUCCUUUCUAACUUGGAAUCAAAGGAGACAGAAGGAUCCUAUGGGGUCUGUGUGACCAGUGAUGGCCGCGUUUUUGUGACCAAUUAUCUACAAGACAAUGUCAUAGAAGUCGAUAAAGAUGGACAAACUAUACUUCAAAGGAAUUUGAUUACACUCACGGCCGGCCAGAGUCCAAGGUCAAUAUGUUAUGAUUCGCAGAACUCAUGUGUGCUUGUUUCGGAUAAUCCACUAAGUGGAUCAGGUUUAUUGUCAGUUUUUCAGAUGUAAAUCAUUUCAAAUAUACAAAAAUUACAUCUGUGGUUUUCACCGGUUUCAGCAAUACUGGUAAUGAAUGAAAUCAUGAUUCUGGUGUAAAGCAAUCUCACACUGGCUAUAACUUUUAUAGGUUGUUCUAGCGUUGUCUGGGCGAUGAAUUUUACGCAGAACGAGUGGAUAAAUAGGGACGAAAUGAGGCAUUUCCGGUCGGUCUUGUAAGUUGCUAGCCAUUAUAUACCGAAUCAAGUGAAACGAUGGGUGUACUUGGAGCACAAACGAAUCCGUUUCUCGUAACAUGACUGUGUUCUGUUAGCUGGGAUUUGUUAGCUUGUCUUCUCAUGUUGCACCGCUAAAGCGAUGUUGGAACUACCGGUCGGCCUUAUUUGAUAAAGCUACAGAAAUUGAAGUAAAGGGAAAUCCAAUGUAUUUUUUUGUAAUUUGUAUAAAUAUUUUGGUAUAUGUAAUUGUCUCAGCAUUAUGUACUAUUUUGGACUGCUUUGGGGACGGUGACUUAGAUGCCAUAUUAUUACGCAACUUAAAUAAAGUUUGAAAGUUACGGGAAAAAAACAGACCGAAUAUUUUUCCAGACUCUGAACGAAGUUGCUGUUAACACAAAAUUAAUAUAACAGCUCUUAAUAUCUUAUUUUUUUUUUAUAUAUUGUCAUCGAUAAUAUGUUGCAAAUGGUUUAACAUUUAUACACAGUUUGAGGACGUGUCAGUAAGUAGUUUUAGAGAAAUCUCGGAAAAUAUAACUUUUCUGUCAAUACUGUCAAUAUGUUAAUUUAUAGGAAAUUACAGAUCUUUUUUUUAUACUGAAGAAACAUUUUGUGCGUUUAUAUGGGCCUCUGAUAUUUAACCCCCUGCUAAAUUUCUAUAAUAAACUUGUUCAUCUUUCAGUUUGAGCAGUACACUUCCUAUUCAAAGGGGUGUUCACUAAAUAUUUACUGACGGAAUAGCGAACAGUGCAGACCAUGAUCAGACUGCACCGAUGUGCAGGCUAAUCUUGGUCUUCUCUGGCCGCAAAGGAAAAACCAUUUGCCGCCAGCAGGCUAAGGGUUAAAGCAGGUCAUUCACGUUUCCCAAAUUCCAAACUUCUACCUUAGUGUUAAAAGCAGGGGAGCAUAUCAUUGGAGCACAUAGAACAUUUACGCAAUCAGUGUUUUUUGUACAGAAGAAACAUUUUGUGCAUGUAUAUGGGUUCUGAUAUUUUAAGCAGCUCAUUCACUUUUCCUAAAUUCCCAACUUCAAACCUUAGUGUUAAGUUCCGGGGAGCACGUCAUCAUUGCGUCUGCUUCUUUUAUUCUGAUUUUAGCGAUAAGAGUAGAGGAGCAGGUAACCCCGUGAUCAGUGUCCUGCUAUCUUUGUAGCUCACGGAGCUCUCAGGUUGAGCUAUUGGGAUCACUCACCGUCCGUUGUCCGUUCGUCCACAGUUUUCUUUCAACGACAUCUUCUCUGAAACCAUUUAAUGGAAAUUGAUGAAACUUGUCCUGGAUGUUCCUUGAAUGGUCCUCUAAUAAUUAUAUUCUAUACAGAACUUAUGUUUCCAUGGCAUCAGAAAGGAAACAAAACCCUUCAGAAAUCGUCUUAAAAACCAUUAAAUUAAUUUGACAGAAGCAUUCCUUGUGUGACCUCUAUCUAGAUUGUUUGAAAUAUUCCGAUUCGUUGAAGCAGAUGACCGGGAGAGGGCGUGGUCAUUUCUCCAUUUUGCAUAAAAUUGGAACUUUGAAAAUCUUGUUGUUUCAAAAAUGCUUGUCCGAUUUCACAAUAAAUUCACAAUUAUUUCACAGAAAUAUACUUUGUUUGGCUCUCUACCAAAAUUGUUCAUUUCUUUCUUAUUCGUUGAAAUUAUGGCCGCCAGGGAAUGUGAUCAUAUUUUCCUAUAAGUAUAUUUAAAAUUCUCAUAAAAGUUUCCCCUAUAUCAUAGCACGUGACGGAUCCCUAUGAUUGUAAGCUUACGAAGAAACUGUUUUAAAAAUAGUUUAAGAAGCUGAAAUAUUG